AUGGAACCAACAUCGAUUAAGAAGGCCCUACAGUUAUGGCAACAAGACAAUCCUGAAUUCGAUUUAUGUAGUGCCGUUGACGUUCAAUUACAAUUCCGUUGGCCGCCCAUCGAGAAAAUGGACGACAAUUUAUCGGUGUUGGUCAAAUGCGAAAAACUAAGCCUUUCAACGAAUAUGAUCAAACGAAUCGUCGGAUUGUCACAAUUGAAAAGCCUGAAAAUUCUUGCGUUAGGCAGAAACCAAAUACGUUACGUCGACGGCAUAGAAAGUGUGGCCGAAUCGUUAGAACAGUUAUGGAUCAGCUAUAAUCUGAUUGCAAAAUUGGGAAGCCUUGGCUCUAUGAAAAAAUUGAAAGUUUUGUACAUCGGAAAUAAUCUGAUAAAUGAUUGGAACGAAUUGGACGAAUUGGGUAAGCUGAAGGACACUUUGGAGCAAUUAGUUUUGGGUGGGAAUCCUUUGGCCGCGGCGAUGCACCGUGACGACUAUCGUAAAGAAAUUAAAAAGAAACUUCCAUUUUUACACUUUUUAGAUGGUCAACCGACUGUUAGUGAUUGA
Molecule: messenger RNA, 555 nt
Organism: Bradysia coprophila
Lineage: Eukaryota; Metazoa; Arthropoda; Insecta; Diptera; Sciaridae
Product: dynein axonemal light chain 1 pseudogene
Source: RefSeq, a predicted model, not a curated record